AUGGCCCGCGGAAUCAUCAAGCACCUGAAGCGCAUGUAUGCGCCUAAGCACUGGAUGCUCGACAAGCUGAGGGGACGCUGGGCUCCUAAGCCUUCGGCGGGUCCGCACAAGCUGCGCGAGUGCAUGCCUCUCAUCGUCAUGCUGCGCCAGCGACUGAAGUACGCGCUGACCUACCGUGAGGUGAAGAUGAUUGUCAUGCAGCGCCUGAUCAAGGUCGACGGCAAGGUCCGCACCGACAUGUUCUACCCUGCUGGCUUCAUGGACAUGGUGCAGAUCGAGAAGACGAAGGAGAACUUCCGCCUCCUGUACAACACCAAGGGAAGGUUCGUCCUGCACAAGGUCGCCAAGGAAGAGGCACAGUACAAGCUCUGCCGGGUGAAGCGCGUCACACGCGGCCCCAAGGGCGUCCCCUACGCCCAGACUCACGAUGGUCGCACCAUCCGCUACCCGGAUCCUGACAUCAAGUCCAACGACACCAUCCGUCUCGAGUUGGAGACAGGGCUGCUCGCAUGCACGUGA
Symbiodinium sp. CCMP2592 is the source of this 519-nucleotide messenger RNA. Lineage: Eukaryota; Dinophyceae; Suessiales; Symbiodiniaceae. The record is from the annotation of a GenBank genome assembly.